Molecule: messenger RNA, 5066 nt
Organism: Engraulis encrasicolus (European anchovy)
Lineage: Eukaryota; Metazoa; Chordata; Actinopteri; Clupeiformes; Engraulidae
Gene: ctnnd2b
Product: catenin (cadherin-associated protein), delta 2b
Exons: 22
Coding region: 1-3624 (1207 amino acids)
Biological process (GO): cell-cell junction assembly; cell-cell adhesion; dendritic spine morphogenesis
Cellular component (GO): cytoplasm; nucleus; postsynaptic density
Molecular function (GO): cadherin binding
Source: RefSeq, a predicted model, not a curated record
AUGCCAGUUCCUGACCAGCCGUCUGAUCCAGAGAAUCCCAACAUGCUGAGUCCGGUGCUGAACGCUUCCAACGGAGAUGGAUCCGAGACGGAGACCACCUCAGCCAUCUUGGCAUCCGUCAAAGAACAGGAGCUUCAGUUUGAGCGGCUGACGCGGGAGCUGGAAGCGGAGCGACAGAUCGUGGCCACCCAGCUGGAGCGAUGCAAACUGGGCUCUAAGACUGGCAGCAUGAGCAGCAUCAGUUCGGCAGAUGAGAAGUUUCGCAGGAACAAUCAAGACGGACAGGACAUAGAGGAGGAGCUGACAACUGGUCUGGAACUGGUGGAUUCCUGCAUCAGGUCCCUUCAAGAGUCUGGGAUUCUGGACGCACAGGAACUCUCUGCUGGAGAACGACCAGGCAUCUUGUCCCAGAGUGCUCUGCAGCUGAACUCCAAUCAAGAAGGAAAUUAUCCAUACCCGGCAAGUUACCACAGCAACCAGCCCUUGGCCCUAGGCGAUCUAUCGGGCUGUCAGGCUCCGCCCCGCAGUGGGCAGGUGGGAGGGGCCUUGAACAACUACAAUCAGGUGACGUCCAGUCGGGCUGCUCAGCUGGCCGCCAGCGAGGCCCAGUCCCGGGACUCGUUCGCCCAGAGCCAUGCCAGUGCGUUCCACAUGCCUGACGGUCAGCAGCCCUCGCCCUACUACUCCUGCGCCACGCUGCCCGCUCAGCGCGUGAGCUCGCCCCACUCCAUGCAGGCGCUCGGCUCCCCCUCCAAGCUCCAGAGGCUGGGCUCCGUCUCGGACAUGCCCAGCUACGCCACCUUGCAGCGGGUCAGCUCGCCCAAGCAGUCCCCCAGUCGCCUGGCCAAGUCCUACAGCACCAGCUCGCCCAUGAACAUGGCGGCCGGCGGCGGCGGGGCGGGCUCCUCCCCGCUGCACCUGGCCUCUGGGCCGGGGCAGGGACAGUCGCCGCUCCACCAGCUCAACUCGGUGGUGGGCAGCUACGCCACGCUGUCCCCCACCAAGCGCAUGCUGCACUCGGACCAGGGCUACAAGAUCUCCCACGACCUGUACGCCAACGCCACACUAGGGAGGCCCGGCAGCCUGGCAGGGUCCAGGGGCUCCUACAGCAGCCAGCACAGCCACCUGGGCUCGGAGCUGCGCCCUCUGCAGUCCCCCGAGCACCAUAUUGACCCCAUCUACGAGGACAGGGUCUACCAGAAGCCCUCCAUGAGGAACUUCAGCCAGAGCCAAGCCCCGUCCUCCCCUGCUGUCGACCCCAUCCCCUUGCAGCGCACGGCCAGCCAGAACGCCACCGGCACCUUCCCCAGGAACUACGGUGGCAGCGCCGCCUCCGCCGCCGACUACGCCAACCCCUACCGCACGCUGCAGUUCUGCCCCAACACCGACUCCCCGUACAGCAAGUCGGGCCCCACACUGCCCCCGGAGGCCACGCUGGUGCGCUCGCCCUCCGUGGACAGCAUCCAGAAGGACCCGAGGUACGACCCUGAAUUCCUUGUCUGGAAUCAAAAUCAAGCCGAGCAGAGAAUGACAAAGGAGUUUGGCUGGAGGGAUCCUGAGCUGCCCGAGGUCAUUCAGAUGCUGCAGCACCAGUUCCCCUCGGUGCAGUCCAACGCCGCAGCCUACCUGCAGCACCUGUGCUUCGGAGACAACAAGAUCAAGGCAGAGAUCCGCAGGCAGGGUGGCAUCCAGCUGCUGGUGGACCUGUUGGACCAUCGCAUGACGGACGUGCACCGCGCGGCUUGCGGGGCCCUCCGGAACCUGGUGUACGGCAAGGCCAACGACGACAACAAGAUCGCCCUCAAGAACUGCGGCGGCAUCCCGGCGCUGGUGCGGCUCUUGCGGAAGACCACCGACGUGGAGAUCAGAGAGCUGCUCACGGGAGUGCUGUGGAACUUGUCAUCAUGUGAUGCCCUGAAGAUGCCCAUAAUACAAGAUGCCCUCGCCGUGCUGACCAACACGGUCAUCAUCCCCCACUCCGGCUGGGACAACUCCCCACACCAGGACGACCGCAAGCUGCACCUACACUCCUCUCAAGUGCUGCGCAACGCCACCGGAUGUCUCAGGAAUGUGAGCUCUGCUGGGGAGGAGGCGCGCAGGAGGAUGCGCGAAUGCGAAGGCCUGACCGACGCCCUCCUCUAUGUCAUCCAGACCGCCCUGGGCAGCAGCGAGAUCGACAGCAAGACCAUAGAGAACUGUGUGUGCAUCCUGAGGAACCUGUCCUACCGGCUGGCUGUGGAGACGACUCAGGGUCAGCAGCUGGGCUCCGAGGACCUGGACGGCGUGCUGUGCGGGGAGGCCAGCGGCAAGGAUGGCGAGAGCUCCGGCUGCUGGGGAAAGAAGAAGAAGAAAAAGAAGGCCCACGAUCAGUGGGAUGGCGUUGGGCCCUUCCCCGACUCCAGCGACCCGCCCAAGGGGCUGCAGAUGCUGUGGCACCCGUCCAUUGUCAAACCCUACCUCACUCUCCUGUCGGAGUGCUCCAACCCCGACACUCUAGAGGGCGCCGCCGGGGCUCUACAGAACCUGGCAGCUGGCAGCUGGAAGGUAGGCCCCGCCCCAAAACCAUGGUCUGUGUAUAUCCGGGCAGCGGUGCGUAAGGAGAAGGGUCUGCCCAUCCUGGUGGAACUGCUGAGGAUAGAUAAUGACCGUGUGGUGUGUGCGGUGGCCACUGCCCUGAGAAACAUGGCUCUGGACGUCAGGAACAAGGAGCUCAUCGGUAAGUACGCCAUGAGGGACCUAGUGCACCGUCUCCCUGGAGGCAACAACAACAACAGCAGCAGCAGCGGAGCCCCCAGCAGCAGCAGUUCAGCGGGGAAGACCAUGUCAGACGACACCAUCACGGCCAUCUGCUGCGCCCUCCAUGAGGUCAUCACCAAGAACAUGGAGAACACAAAGGCGCUACGGGACGCCGGGGGCAUCGAGAAGCUCAUCGGCAUCGCCCGCAGCAAAGGGGACAAACAUUCUCCCAAGGUGGUGAAGGCAGCCUCACAAGUCCUCAACAGCAUGUGGCAGUACAGGGACUUACGAAGCCUUUACAAAAAGGACGGCUAUUCUCAGUAUCACUUUGUGGGCUCCUCCUCCACGAUAGAGAGGGACAGGCAAAGACCUUAUUCCUCCUCACGCACUCCCUCCAUCUCUCCAGUGAGGACGUCCCCCAACAAUCGAUCCGCGAGUGCUCCCGCCUCCCCCCGGGAGAUGAUGAGCCUCAAGGAGAGGAAGGCAGACUACGAGUCGACGGGGACCAACUCUGGUUACCACGGCAACAAGGGCGAGCACACCUCCAGGAAAGAUGCCAUGGCAGUUCAGAUAACGGGUGGAACGGGAACACUGUACCGUGGAGCGUAUGUGUCUCCAGGAGACGACAUGAAACACAACCAGGUCCCGGCCCAGGCCAACCCACAGGACGCCUAUCCUCCGUUCCAGACCCCGCCGGGAGCCAACUACGAGGAGAGCUUCUACGAGGACCAGGUGCACCAGCGGCCGCAGCCCAACCCGGAUGGCACCAUGACCCUGGGACUAAAAUCCACCGGCAACUACGUGGACUUCUACUCCGCAUCCCGCCCGUACAGCGAACUGAACUACGAGACCAGCCACUACCCUGCCUCUCCGGACUCCUGGGUGUAGAGGCAGAGGCGGCUGGCUGGCUGCAGGGGGGCUGGUGUGGGGAGGGGGAGAGAAGAGGUGGGUUGAGGUGGGAUUGGUGUGGGGUGGAGUGUGGGAAAUGUGUGCUGACAGAGGGGUGAGUUGCCGGGCGUGACGAGAGAGAGAGAAGUUUUGGAGGGAACGAGUCUGGUGGCACAGUGACAUGAGGCGUCCGCAUGUGCAUGACCACCUCAAGGGGACAUUGUGAGCAGCCGAAGAGUACAUGUCUGGUCCAGCGCAGCCACCACACAGCGCCACUCACCUCCAUUUUCACCAUCCAGGCGGACACUGGCAAACGAAGGACAAAGCUUGAAUGCUGUUACAGUAACUUCACACAAAGGUGUUUGCAGACAACAAGGAAAUGGAAUGUGCUUUUGGAAUGGAUGGCCUUCCGGAACACUGCUGAUGCGAUAAAGGGAAGAGUCUAGAGUGGCGAGCGUCCGGAAUGUCUGAGGAGGGAAAAGAACUUCUGUAAAUAUGUGGCAUACUACUGAGAUGCGUAUGUGAAGCACAAGGAAUAUGAGGUGACAGCUUGACACUGAGGGAGAUACAUUGUCACACCUUUCUUACCGGAUUUGUUUUCGAUUUGCUUCAACUUGCAUUUCAUGCGCCCGCAGAGACUCUUUAGCCUUUAUAUAUAAAUAUAUAUAUACCUUUUUUUAUUUUGUUGUUUGUGUUUUUAAACUUCUUUUUACCUUUCUGAUUUUCAUUGUAAAGUUGUCUCAUGCACAUUUUUUGUUGGGAUUUGUGUACAUUACACAAAGUUUACUGUUAUGUCAUCACUGCAUUGUUUCUUUUUUGUUUUUGUUUUGAGUUUUUUUUUUCUGUGUGUAAUUCUGGCAAGCAAAAGACAAAAGGGUGGAAAUUGAUACCUAACUCACAUGAACAGUAAUCGUUGUCAGCCAAAUGUAAGAAUGCAGCUGUCGUCAUUUGUAUCAUUUGUAACUGUUGUGUCAGCGUUCACAUGUUCUACGGCUGCACUCGAGUCGGAACACAUCGCACCGUGACACCACAUGGUGCAACACUGCCUGGAACCAGUUUACUUGCACAUUGUUUCGUUCCUUUUGGUUAUACCCACAAACUUCUCCUCACAUCUUGUGUAGCCGAAAGGGGGGAGGUACGGUAUACGAACCUGUCCUGGUCAACUUUGUGAAGUGUACCCUACCCACCCAGCUGUUCAUAACUAGCAGACUAGGGAGCUGUGCUUACAUCCGAUUUUGUACAAACGUGCCAAACAUUAAUGUCCCUCUGCCAGGGGAAACAGUAGAAAAUGCUGUUGAGGUUUCUAUUUCAGCAACACGUCAUUGGUUUUAAUGAUGCCAGUUUGUAGCUGCUCUUAGUUUAUGUUUUUUUUGUUUUUGUUUCAUUUCUCCUUUUUUAAAGAAAAAAAAACCAACAACUAAUGUGUUUUAAAAGGCGUAAGG